This is a messenger RNA of Merops nubicus (carmine bee-eater), 1542 nucleotides long. It is a transcript of the gene LMOD3, whose product is annotated as leiomodin 3 (fetal). The transcript is spliced from 4 exons. Gene Ontology annotation, cellular component: myofibril; striated muscle thin filament. Bases 1 to 1542 code for a protein of 513 amino acids. The record is from RefSeq and is a predicted model, not a curated record. Gene Ontology annotation, biological process: muscle contraction; pointed-end actin filament capping; myofibril assembly. Gene Ontology annotation, molecular function: tropomyosin binding; actin binding. NCBI's taxonomy places the organism in Eukaryota, Metazoa, Chordata, Aves, Coraciiformes, Meropidae.
AUGUCUGAAUUCAGACAAAACUCUGAUGAGGACGAGUGUCCUGAGGACAUUGAUGAAGAUGAAAUCCUGGCAAACCUGUCCCCCGAGGAGCUCAAGGAGCUGCAGUCUGAGAUGGAAGUCAUGGCCCCAGACCCUGAAGUCCCAACUGGGAUGAUACAGAAGGAUCAGACAGAGAAACCCCCCACAGGGAGCUUCGACCACCGGUCCCUGGUUGACUACCUGUACUGGCAGAAGGCAUCUAGACGCAUGCUGGAGGAUGAGAGAGUUCCCGUCACCCUCUUGCCCUCUGAGAGAAGUGCUGCGGAGGAGACGGGAGGAGAGGUCGGUGGCGGCGGCGAGGCGGCCGGCGGGAGGGGGCCAGGAGCAGAGAGGAAGGAGAGGCAGUACCAAAAUGAGCACUUGUCCAGUUCAGGAACACUGCCUGAGCAUGCAAAGAAAGAUGGAAGCGAUAAGGAAAGAGGAGAAGAGGAGGAUGAGAAAGAAGAAGCGGAAGAGGGAGAUGAUGAGGAAGAGGAGGGAGAGAAUGAAGAGGAAGAUGAGACUGAAUUGGAAACCAAGAGGACUUGCACCAGUGAGAACCAUCCCAGGGAUGAGGCAAGUAAGAAGCCAGCUACAGAAUCGGGAGAAAUCACAGAAAAGCCAAACGAAAGGGAAAGGAAAAUCUCAAAAUUAAACAUCCCCAAAAAGUUGGCGCUGGAUACCAGCUUCAUGAAGCUCAGCGCCAGGCCAUCGGGAAAUCAAACCAACUUAGAAGACAGUUUGGAGAAAGUCCGAAAAAACAACCCAGAGGUGAAAGAGCUCAACCUGAACAACAUAGAAAACGUCCCCAAGGAGAUGCUGAUAGACUUUGUCAACGCCAUGAAGAAGAAUAAGAACAUCAAGACGUUCAGCUUGGCCAACGUGGGGGCCGACGACAACGUGGCGUUCGCGCUGGCCAACAUGCUGCGGGAGAACAGGAGCAUCACCACGCUGAACAUCGACUCCAACUGCAUCUCUGGCAAAGGGAUCAUUGCCAUCAUGAGGUGCCUGCAGUACAACGAGACGCUGACCGAGCUCCGCUUCCACAACCAGAGGAGCAUGCUGGGCCACCAGGCAGAAAUGGAGAUUGCCAGGCUGCUGAAAGCCAACGCCACCCUCCUGAAAAUGGGGUAUCACUUCGAACUGCCGGGGCCCAGGAUGGUGGUGACCAACUUGCUCAGCAGAAACCUGGACAAGCAGAGGCAAAAGAGGCAAGAGGAGCAAAGGCAGCAGCAAAUGAAAGAGCAGAGAGAGUUGAUAACCAUGCUGGAAAAUGGACUUGGGUUGCCUCCCGGGAUGUGGGAAAUGCUGGGGGGACCGCUGCCCCAGCCGAGGAUGCCCGAACCCCCCCAGCCCGCUGAGAAAACCAACCUCAAAGAUGUCAUCAAAACGCUGAAACCAAUUCCCAGGAGAAGACCACCUCCCCUCGUGGAGAUAACCCCGAGGGACCAGCUGCUGAACGACAUCCGUCAGAGCAACGUGGCCUACCUCAAGCCGGUGCCGUUGCCAAAGCAGCUGGAGUGA